GGUUUGGUCUUCGUCGUUGGGCGGACAUAAAAGGGAGAGAGGGUGCUAAGCUUUGAGUUGGUGAAUUAGUUAAAAGGGAUUUUUUUCUUCUUUACUAUAUUUUCAUUGCUCAAACUCUCUCAACUAGUAAAAAAAACUUACAACAAAUUCUUAAGGUAAGAGAGAUUUUCCAUGUGCAGUGGUUCAAAGAGGAAAGUUGUUCUUGCUGAAGAGGUUAUGGAGGGUGAGGUUUUUAAGAUUGAUUCAGUUGAAGAACAACAAAACUCUUCAGUGUUGCUUGAAUUAUCAGCAACAAAUGAUUUAAGCAGUUUUAAGUUUGCAGUAGAGAAAGAGGGUUAUGAUGUUGAUGAAGAAGGUCUUUGGUAUGGGAGGAGAGUUGGGUCUAAGAAGAUGGGUUUUGAAGAGAGAACACCUUUGAUGGUUGCUGCCAUGUUUGGUAGCAAGGAUAUAUUGAACUAUAUCCUUCAAACUGGCCGUGUCGAUGUCAAUCGAGCUAGUGGGUCUGAUGGUGCCACAGCCCUCCACUGUGCAGCGGCGGGAGGUUCGUUGUAUUCACAUGAGGUGAUCAAGCUAUUGGUUGAAUCAUCUGCUGAUGUUAACCGAGUUGAUGCAAAUGGAAACCGGCCUUGUGAUGUUGUUGCUCCUAGCUUCAGUUUUUCGUCGAAACUGAAGAGGAGGACGCUCGAUGUUCUGUUGAAUAAGGGUGAUCAAGGUGAAGAAGGAGGUGAUCAAAUAGAAGAGGGGCAGCAGCAGCAACAGCAUGAGGGUUUAUCUCCUAAAUCCUCAAGUGAUGGGAGUGGAUCGGAGAGGAAAGAAUAUCCUAUUGAUCCAUCUCUCCCUGAUAUUAAGAAUGGAAUUUAUGGGACUGAUGAGUUUAGGAUGUACACCUUUAAGGUGAAGCCUUGCUCUAGGGCUUACUCUCAUGAUUGGACCGAGUGCCCGUUUGUACAUCCUGGGGAGAACGCAAGGAGGCGGGAUCCACGGAAGUACCAUUACAGCUGUGUCCCAUGCCCGGAAUUCCGAAAAGGCUCGUGUCCUAAGGGAGAUGUGUGCGAGUACGCACAUGGAAUCUUCGAGUGCUGGCUGCAUCCAGCCCAAUACCGGACCCGUCUUUGCAAAGAUGAAACCAGCUGUACGAGACGGGUGUGCUUCUUUGCACACAAGCAAGAGGAGCUUCGCCCGUUAUAUGCCUCUACUGGCUCAGCUGUUCCUUCUCCUAGGUCAUAUUCACAGAAUGGCCCUUCAUUUGAUAUGGGUUCACUGAGCCCCCUUGCUCUUGGUUCCCCCUCUAUGUUGAUGCCUUCAACUUCCACGCCACCAAUGACUCCAACUGGUGCUUCUUCUCCCAUUGGAGGAGCUUCUGCUUGGCAAAAUCACCUUAAUAUCACACCUCCUCCUGCCCUGCAGCUCCCUGGUAGCAGGUUAAAGGCUGCACUAAGUGCAAGGGAUAUGGACUUUGAGGCUGGAUUUCGCCGGCAGCAGUUAUUGGACGAGCUUGCUGGCCUCUCUCUCUCCUCCCCAUCAAGCUGGAACGGGGAGUUGGGAAGGCUUGGUGGUCUCUCCCUCUCUUCUCCCACUGGGGUCCAAAUGCGCCAGAACAUGAACCAGCAGCUCCUUUCGAGCUAUUCUUCUGGCCUGCCUUCCUCCCCUGUGAGAGGUUCAUCUUUUGGACUUGAACAAAGUGGUUCACCCGUUUCAAACCCAAGACUGGCUGCUUUUGCUAACAGGAGUCAGAGCUUCAUCGACAGAAACACAGUCAACCGGCUUUCUAAUGGUGGUGGGAUGCCUUAUCAUUCUUCAGAUUGGGGUUCACCAGAUGGUAAAGUGGACUGGGGUGUUCAAGGAGACGAGCUCAAUAAGCUGAGAAAAUCCGCUUCAUUUGCUUUUCGAAACAAUGGUAGUAAUUCCGGCCCAAUGAGGAAUGCUGUUAAUGAGCCUGAUGUUUCUUGGGUUCAUUCUCUUGUAAAGGAUGCUCCACCUGCAACUUCAGCUCAGCUUGGUUUUGAAGAGCAGCUGAAAGAACAGUAUCAUCUUAACAGUGGUAUGGACAGGAUCCCGCCGUGGGUUGAGCAAUUGUACAUGGAUCAGGAACCAAUGGUGGCUUAAUCACCAAUCUUAACAUUCAAUUUUAGUUUCUUAAUUACUCAAGAUUUUAGUGCUUAUCUUACCAAUUAGUAGGUUGAACAAAAUCAAUACAAAAUUUCAAGAUCGCGCGCACCCGAAGGGAAGUAAGCUGAAGAUUGGGCAGAGAAUAAGAAGAAUUCUGCUAAUACAUUCAAUAGGAAUUCCAGGAUAUUAUUACAAGUGAAAGUAUUCUUUUUUCUAAAUUAAUUUUAUUUAUGUUAUUUCAUAUUGUUUUCUUCUUUUGGUAUUAUUGGGAGUCUGGGAGAUGAAUUAUUAUCAGAAAAAAAAGGUUUUCUGCUUAAGGGUAGUUCCCAGUAUCUGCAUCCCUAGCUCCCUUAUGAAGAUGGAUGGCAACAGAAGAAGGAUCUACUGAUCAAUUUAUUUAUACAUUUUUACUCUGUAUUUUUUUUAUAUUAUACACAUGAUAUGUAUUCCUUUGAA
This is a messenger RNA of Beta vulgaris subsp. vulgaris (sugar beet), 2565 nucleotides long. Its product is annotated as zinc finger CCCH domain-containing protein 66. Lineage: Eukaryota; Viridiplantae; Streptophyta; Magnoliopsida; Caryophyllales; Amaranthaceae. The transcript is spliced from 2 exons. Gene Ontology annotation, molecular function: protein binding; metal ion binding. The coding region runs from base 172 to 2106 and encodes 644 amino acids. The record is from RefSeq and is a predicted model, not a curated record.